AUGCAUACUAACGUUCCUGCUGAGAAAUUCUCUCCAUCACUCACAGACCUCAAAUUAAGUCAUGAUAAGCAGAUUCCGUGGGGCCAGCUAUAUGCGGAAUUAUCAAAGAGUCACAAGGUUAUGGAAUUCGCUUGGAAGGAUGCAACGGUUGUUUUAUUCCUCUCCACAGUUCAUGAUGGCCAGAACUACGUCGCCAAGCUACGGAGGCGCCCAGCUACUACCAAUAAGGGCUACAGGCAAACCGUAAAGAUGUUCAGAAAUCAGCCAAGAGCGGUGCUUGAUAUACCAGAGUUUAUCGAGGAGUACAACCUCUGGAUGUGCGGGGUUGAUAUUGCAGACCAGUUACGCAGCUACUACAAUAUAAAUCGUGUCUAUAGGAAGACCUGGAAGCCACUAUUUAGUUUCCUAUUAGAUAUAGCUGUGGGCAAUAGCUACAUGCUCUCCUCAUAUAGGCCUGAGCCGGGCUCCGGUGAGCGAGCCCUUCGACGAGAUUCGCAUCUACAAUUCUGUCGAGACCUACGAGACGCCUUACUGCAUGCAUCUGUUUGUGUACGUAAGCCACCUAGUAAGGAGGGCAUGAAAGGGUGGAUGGAUAUUGUGUGGAAGCCGGUCAGGGAGCAUCAGCUUGUAAAACAGUUCACCAAGCAGCCUACGUGCGCUGCCUGUUCAUACAAGCACCGCACAAGCUCACAGCCUCAUCGCGGUAAUCGGAAACCACUCGCAGAUCUAUCAAUUAACACUACAAUGAAGAGUAGAGAGGAUAGCCGUGGUUGGAAGCGCCGUCAGCGGCCGCCAAGGACGAAUUGGGGGUGUUCUGUAUGCCAUAUUCCCUUGUGCAAGAAGGGGAGGUGCUGGAGCGAGCACGUGGCUAAGCUCACCACUAAGGACUAG
Messenger RNA from Mytilinidion resinicola, 891 nucleotides. RefSeq lists its product as uncharacterized. The record is from RefSeq and is a predicted model, not a curated record. The transcript has 2 exons. Bases 1 to 891 code for a protein of 296 amino acids. Lineage: Eukaryota; Fungi; Ascomycota; Dothideomycetes; Mytilinidiales; Mytilinidiaceae.